This is a messenger RNA of Bombina bombina (fire-bellied toad), 2788 nucleotides long. RefSeq names its product BMP binding endothelial regulator (gene BMPER). The transcript is spliced from 15 exons. The record is from RefSeq and is a predicted model, not a curated record. Gene Ontology annotation, molecular function: protein binding. NCBI's taxonomy places the organism in Eukaryota, Metazoa, Chordata, Amphibia, Anura, Bombinatoridae. The coding region runs from base 399 to 2462 and encodes 687 amino acids.
UCUAAGAGGUCUCUGACCUGCCUUGUCUGAUGAGUGAUCAUGAUAGGAUCAGCAGCACCGGCUGUCUGCACACAUGCACCAGCAGCCGCAUUUGCAUCAGGCUCAGGAGGAUUUUAGGCACGCUUGUGUGUUGGGAAUAGAAAAAAAAAAAUAGGAGGAGGGGUGCUGAGGAAGAAAAUAAAGGAAACGGAAGCCAACCCAAAGAGUAAUAGUAGCAAUAGCAGUCUAUCCAACAGCAGCAGCACCAGCACUAGGACCCUCCUCUGAUCACCCCCCCUUGUCCUCAGCUCCCGCAGCAGUAGCUCAGCAGCACUGAGCAGUUAGCAGCAGCUAGGUGACUGUGCUGCCUCCUGUCUAUUCACUCAGUGACUCUAGGGGAACCUAGAGCUGUAGGGACCAUGCACUGCAGUUGCUGCUCUACCAGUGGCAAGUCCCUGGCAAUGUGUGCCACCUCUCCUGGGAUUAUAACAUUCACUACAUGGGUUUUCCUGUUCAGCACUUUUGUUCGGAUGUCUCUGGGAUCUUCAUUCUUGACAGGAUCUGUGGCCAAAUGUGAAAAUGAAGGAGAAACUUUACAGAUUCCAUUUAUCACGGAUAACCCAUGUAUCUCCUGCGUUUGUCUGAACAAUGAAGUGAUCUGCAAACGAGAGAAGUGCCCGGUGCUUUCCAAAGAUUGUGCUUUAGUUAUUAAACAGAGAGGAGCCUGCUGUGAACGCUGUAAAGGCUGCAACUUCCAAGGUAACCUUUACAACAGUUCCAUGAAAUGGCAAGACCCCUCCCAUCCCUGUAUCACCCAGCAAUGUCAGGAAGGCGUUGUUACUGAGUCUGAAGUUCAGUGUCUAGUUCAUUGUAAAAACCCAAUAAAACAAGCAGGGAUGUGCUGUCCAUCAUGUCCAGGCUGCAUAUAUGAAGGACGACAGUAUAAAGAAGGGGAUGUCUUUCAGCCAGAAGGGAACAGAUGCAUUAAGUGUUCCUGCAUCGGAGGCAGGACACAGUGCAUAAAGGAAGUCUGUCCUAUUCUGUCAUGUCCCCAGCAUCUCAGUCACAUUCCUACUGGACAGUGUUGCCCUAAAUGUAUAGGCCAAAGAAAAGUGUUUGACCUCCCUUCUGGCAGCUGUCUUUUUCGAAGUGAUGUCCAUGACAAUCGUUCCAGUUUUAUGUAUGACAGCUGCACUACAUGCACCUGCAGGGACUCCACUAUAGUGUGUAAAAAGAAAUGCUCUCCGCCUGGAACGUGCAACAAGGUCAAGGAUCAUUGCUGUGAUGAAUGUGUCUCCUAUGUUCCUGCAGAAGAUGUAAAAAUCUGCAAAGCUGGGAACAAAAUAUUCAGGGAUGGAGAAAUGUGGUCUUCUGUCAAUUGCACCAUCUGUUCUUGUACUAAAGGCAAGACGGAAUGUCGCAAGAAACAGUGUGUUCCAGUCACCAGCUGCCCUCAUGGCAAAAUACUGAAUAGAAAAGGAUGCUGCCCUAUUUGCACUGAAAAGCCAGGAGUCUGCACUGUAUUUGGGGACCCCCACUACAAUACAUUCGAUGGUCGGACGUUCAAUUUUCAAGGAACAUGUCAAUAUGUUUUAACCAAAGACUGCUCCUCUUCUAUGUCAUCAUUUCAAGUGCUAGUAAAAAAUGAUGCUCGGCGGACUCAUUCCUUUUCAUGGACUAAAUCAGUGGACUUGGUGUUGGAAAACAGUAUUAUCAGCCUUCAGCAACAUCUCACAGUGAAAUGGAAUGGAACACGAAUAUCAUUGCCCUAUGAAACGCCUCAGUUUCACAUAGACUUAGAAGGAUAUCUUCUGAAGGUAACAACUAAAGCAGGUCUUGAAAUUUCCUGGGAUGGAGACAGUUUUGUAGAAGUGAUGGCUGCCCCACACCUUAAAGGAAAACUCUGUGGACUUUGUGGCAAUUAUAAUGGACACAAAAGAGACGAUCUUAUUGGCAGUGAUGGGAAUUUUAAAUUCGAUGUGGAUGAUUUUGGUGAUUCCUGGAGAGUAGAUUCGAAUGAAUUCUGCAGUCGACCACAGAGAAAGACUGUACCUGAAUUGUGCCAAGGGACUGUUAAAGUGAAAUUCCGAGCUCAUCGAGAGUGCCAGAAGCUUAAAUCGUGGGACUUUCAGAACUGCCACUCUACAGUAGAUUAUGCCAUGUUUUAUCGAUCUUGUGUGACAGACAUGUGUGAAUGUCCUGUGCAUAAAAAUUGUUACUGUGAAUCAUUGAUUGCAUACGCAAGAGCCUGCUUACGGGAAGGGGUGACGGUUCACUGGAAACCAGAACAGACCUGUGCAGCAACCCAGUGCAAACACGGAGCAGUUUAUGAUACCUGUGGUCCAGGAUGUCUCAAAACGUGUGAAAAUUGGAACGAAAUUGGUCCAUGCACUCGACCGUGUGUCGCUGGCUGUCAUUGUCCAGCCAACUUAGUACUGCACAGAGGAAAAUGCGUCAAACCAGCUCUUUGCCCGCAGCGGUGACACAAAUCUUUCAACAAGGACUUUAAGGGCUUAUAAUUUUUAAAGCUCUCAGCCAAUGAAGGACUCAACUGUUUGAACAUAGAACUUGUAGAGUUAUACAUGCUCCCACAUUCACGGACACACACAAUUAAUAUAAAUAUGAUAUAUAAAUACAAAACUAUACAUUGUUUAUAUAAAAGAAAGACAAAUUAUUAUAUGUAUAUUUUUUGCUAUAAGGUAUUAUGUAUUAUUUUCUAGGAUUUUUUUUUCUUUAAGCUAUUGAGCAAUUGUAUAAAUAAAACAGAUGUUUUUAAUUUAAAAUGGUGGCAUAAAAUAUAUCAGAAGGC